AUGUAUCGGUAUUCGUGCUGUGGUUACCAGCAAUCCACAACAAUCAGUAACCAUCAUGAAUUCGGAAUGGAAAUUGAACAACUUGUAAAUAUUACAUUUUCAACAAGUCAAUCAUUUCCAUCUUUGAUGAACAAUUAUAUGGAUGUGAUUCGUUAUUUAAAACAAGAACUGUUGAAACACUAUACAACGGAAGAAUUCAUUAUUAUUAUCGGUGGUACAAAUUCGUUUAAUUUUGAUACUGACUAUGGUGAAUAUAUGGCUGUUGUCCAACAGAAUAAUUAUAAAGUAUUAGUCUAUUCAACAAAACGAAAUUUAUCAUCUAUUAGCAAAAUCGUGACACGACAUUGCCGCGAACGACAUUACCUCGAAUACAGAAAACGACAUUACCGCGAAGACUCGUUUCUUGGAAAAGAAGAAUAG
Didymodactylos carnosus is the source of this 420-nucleotide messenger RNA. NCBI's taxonomy places the organism in Eukaryota, Metazoa, Rotifera, Eurotatoria, Philodinida, Philodinidae. The record is from the annotation of a GenBank genome assembly.